UACGAUCACAAUACGGCUCUUAAAGGAUUUUUCAAAGCACAACCAAAAGCACUGGGGACUGUCCAGAUAAUGAUUGGAGCGAUGGUCUUCAUACUUGGUAUUGUACUUACCUCCAAUGUCUACAGUUAUUCUGCAAUUCUUGACUAUAGUGGCAUAAGCUACUGGGGGUCCCUUAUUUACAUCAGUGCUGGCUCUUUGUCUGUCGCUGCGCAGAAUAAACAUCAUCCAUGUGUGGUGAAAGCAUCUCUUGGAAUAAAUGUGUUCAGUGCCAUAACCGCAGGGAUGGCCAUUCUUCUGAUGGGCAUACAAUUAGCAUUAAUAUCAAUGGAUCAUCCAAGUUUAUAUGUUGAGUAUUUUACUAUGAGGGUCAUUGGAAUAUUGCUGGUGUUCACCAUUCCUCAGUUCAUCAUCUCCAUCUAUAUCUCAGCAUUUGCCUGCAAAGCCGCCUGCAACAAAAACUCCACAGUGGUCAAUGUGCACUAAACUAGGUAAAUGAUUUAGUGGUAA
This is a messenger RNA of Sinocyclocheilus rhinocerous, 507 nucleotides long. Its product is annotated as membrane-spanning 4-domains subfamily A member 4A. The annotation marks the transcript as partial. The transcript is spliced from 5 exons. Gene Ontology annotation, cellular component: membrane. The record is from RefSeq and is a predicted model, not a curated record. NCBI's taxonomy places the organism in Eukaryota, Metazoa, Chordata, Actinopteri, Cypriniformes, Cyprinidae.